ACAGCAACCUCAGCACCACCAUGGCCAGCCUCGCCCGUCUCCUGCGCCGUGAACCGGCCCUCCAGCCUCUCGCCGUCGCCGUCGGCGGUGGAGUCAUCGCCGCGCUCGCCGUGAGCACGCACUACCUGCGCAAGUCGCCCGACGUUUCGAUCAACAAGAAGGGCCGCCCCGAGCCGUGGAACGACGUCCAGCAGGGCCAGAACACCAAGUUCAUGUCGUACCAGCCUGACUUCUGGGCGUCGCGCAAGGACCACCCGGACCCGCGCGCCAUGUUCCGCGUCCCGGUCGACGCCAACUCGGCGCAGGCGAGCGAGGCCAAGCAGCAAGCGGCGGCCAAGGCCAAGCUCGACACGAUGGCGGGCUUCGCGACCGAGGGCCAGCACGACUCGGUCCAGGGCAGGGUCAACUUUGACGGGCAGCGCGCUGUCGAGCACUGAGCGACUGUGCGCGCCGUCGUCGUCGCCGCUUGGCGAUCGCUUCUCUCGUUCGUACCCCUCGCUUGAUCCCCCUCUUUUCCCCUCUUCUCUCUCUCUCUCUCUCCCUCCUUUUCUCGCCUGAUCAGUACCCCCCGAAUCUGCAAUGCCCUUUCUCGUCGUC
Messenger RNA from Rhodotorula graminis WP1, 597 nucleotides. RefSeq lists its product as uncharacterized. The transcript has 4 exons. The coding region runs from base 21 to 437 and encodes 138 amino acids. The record is from RefSeq and is a predicted model, not a curated record. NCBI's taxonomy places the organism in Eukaryota, Fungi, Basidiomycota, Microbotryomycetes, Sporidiobolales, Sporidiobolaceae.